This is a messenger RNA of Electrophorus electricus (electric eel), 3038 nucleotides long. It is a transcript of the gene lrrc24, whose product is annotated as leucine rich repeat containing 24. The record is from RefSeq and is a predicted model, not a curated record. Gene Ontology annotation, molecular function: protein binding. Lineage: Eukaryota; Metazoa; Chordata; Actinopteri; Gymnotiformes; Gymnotidae.
AUGCGCUGGACGGACGCCAGCGUGCUCCGAGGCUUUGCGACUGGGGCUUGCGCGUUGAGGCGAAGCUUACGUUACCAAUCAGUGUGAACAAUGGCUCGGGCGAGAGGAGGGGUUGGUCGGCGAAAGAGAAACGGAAAAGCAAGCGCAAAUAAGGGAAACUGGAUGUAAAACCCGUAAUCCUCUUUUACAGGGACGUCAGAUGCCUCGAAAGCAGAAAGGCUAGAGGUACUUCCAUAUACCUCGGCUGAGUCCGACAACAACUGACAUCCAUUUGAUGUGUAUGAAACGAACGUGGACAUUGAUUGCCGCGAGGGAUAUUUGGCGUCGCAGCUUUUAAGAAUGGGGGGGCAGAACCGUGGUCUUUAGGGACCACGACACGCAUGAAUCGACGCUUUGUUUGGUGUCUCGACGGGGGACUGAUAUUUAAUGCCAGAAGGUCUAGUUUGUGCCAAAGAGCUAAUUAAAUUCGCUGUUCAGCCACCAAGACCAGAUAAAGCAAGCGCGCAGCUCAGAAACAUUGUCGAAAGAAACACUACUUGGCUGGACUCGGUUGACAGAGGCAGCGAUGGCUCCAGCCCUCUGUCUUGCGCCGCUGCUGCUGGCCGCGCUGGCCGGGCUGCCCACCCCGUCGUCGGCCUGCCCCUCCUCUUGCCGCUGCUACAGCCUGACGGUGGAGUGUGGCUCCGUCGGCCUUAGAGAGAUGCCCCGCGGCGUCGCACACAGUACGCAGACCAUCUUCCUGCAGGAUAACACCAUCGGCCAGAUCCGGGUGGAGGAUCUGUCCGGCCUGGGUCGCCUGCAGUACCUGUACCUGCAGAACAACAGCAUCUCAUCUCUGGAGCCUGGUGCCUUCGUGAGCCUGGGCCAGCUGUUGGAGCUGGCCCUAAACGGCAACCGCCUUCACCUAGUCUCCGCCGACGUGUUUCACGGCCUGGAGCACCUGCGAAUCCUAUACCUGGCUGGGAACCACAUCACCCGGCUGGAGGACUACACCUUCCGCGGCCUGCAGCGUUUGCAGGAGUUGCACCUACAGGAGAACACGAUGGAGGUGCUGGAUGAGCAGGCUCUGGUGGGUCUGUCCUCCCUGGCUCUGCUGGACCUGAGCAGGAACAACCUGCGCACCCUCAGUCCUGCCACACUCCGACCCCUGGUCAGCCUCCAAGUGCUCCGAGUCACAGACAACCCAUGGCGCUGUGAUUGCGCCCUCCACUGGCUGCGCGCCUGGAUCAAUGAGGAGGGCCAGAGGCUGCUGAGCUCAGCCGAGCGGCGACUACUGUGCGCCGAGCCGCCUCGCCUCUUGCACCUGAGCCUGGUGGAGGUGCCAGCCAACAGCCUGGUGUGCAUCCCGCCAGUGGUGCAGCUGGAGCCAGGCCACCUGACCGUGCGCCUGGGAGAGAGCCUGCGUGUGUCCUGCCAGGCCUCCGGUUACCCCCAGCCUCAGGUCACUUGGAGAAAGGUGGCCCAUGGACGGGCCCAGCUCUCGCCCCGUGGCCUGGUGCAGGAGUCGGGCUCCGACGGUGAUGGGAAGGCCGGGGGGAGGCCGGUGACUGUCAGGCCUGGGGGGAGCACCACCAUGGUGGGGAGCCACGGUCCAGUGAAAGAGGAUGGUGGGGACCGGGAGAGCUUUGACCCGGACACGGGCAGUGGGAUGCUGUUCCUAAGCAACGUGACGGUAGCGCACGCUGGGCGCUACGAGUGUGAAGCAUGGAAUCCAGGCGGCGUGGCCCGCGUCACCUUCCACCUGUCCGUCAACGUGUCCUCGCCGUCCUCCACGUCGGCCGUCUGGCCCCGCCUGCAUUCCUCCUCGUCCUCCUCUUCGUCUUCCUCGCACCACCGGCCGCCCCUGGGUGACGUCAGCCAGGAGCCCCUGUAUGAGCUGGAGAGCAUGGACUUCAACGCCCUGGGCACAGCCACGCAGACCGCCAUCGCUGUGGGCAUCUCUCUCCUGGCGCUCACUGCCCUGCUGCUGCUCUGCAUGAUCUACAGCCGCCACCGGCAGCGGCAGAAAGAGGGCACCGGCUACGAUGCCGGCAAGGAGGAGAGCAUCCUCUACGUCAACGACUACUCCGACGGGCCCACCACCUUCGCACAGCUCGAGGAGUACCGCGACGAACGCGGCCACGAGAUGUACGUGUUGAACCGGGCCAAGCCUGUGCUGCCUCUGCCACCUCCCACCUCUGGCCAGCAGGGAGUGUCGCAUCCCAGCGACGGACUGCAGGGCCAGGGCUCUCUGACACCGGGAAGAGUGGCUGGCAUGGUGCCCAGGCGGGCUCCAGCAGAAGGUGGUGAGGGCCCACCACUUGACCCGGAGGGAUUGUUCAUCAACCAGAGCCUGCUGUUCGACACACAGAUCGCCUACGAGAUCCACUGCUGAGGAUGAACAGCUCAGGGAGGUCGAGAGAAGGAAGCAGACCAGAAGGCGAGUUAAAAAAAAAAAGCUAUUUGGCUGCACAUGGCACAAGUUAGCACUGCUCAACAGUGGCAUCUCUCUAUGGGAUCUGAGGUUUCUCUGCCAAAUUUUUUUUUGUUCUGAGAGCAAAAAUGCUUUGGUUAUCAUUACAGCAAAUGGUGAAUGUUGUUUUGGAAGGACAUUGACAGCUUAUCUUGCCAGAAGAUGUGAAGAUGAUAUCUUGCUACAAGAUAUCUGACCGACGUAAUUCUUUUGCAUUCAAGCACGGAAAAAAAUAGCAGACACCUAAAUACCUUCAACUGAACAUGUCAGAGGAACGUACCAAAAAGAGAAGUGCUUGGUGUUGUAUUUUUCCAUCAUGCGCACAGAACUGUGAAGGAUAUUUUUUGAGAAUGUCUAACUCUGGAUCAUGUGUGUCUGUAUUCCUGCUUCUGCCAGCCGGUGUGAAUAGCUUUGAAGUCUGCACUCAUCGCCUACUCAAUUAAUAUCUUUAUAUUCUCUAUUUUUCCCUUUUGUAUAUAGAGAUGAGUUCUGUGCCCAUUCGCAUGCGUAUGAGAAAGUGGGGGACGGUGAAGUGUAAUGUCAGUGUUUUUGACAGCAACAUAAUAAAGUGUGUUAAUGUCUUGAG